Messenger RNA from Alternaria burnsii, 2655 nucleotides. RefSeq lists its product as uncharacterized. The transcript has 2 exons. The record is from RefSeq and is a predicted model, not a curated record. Bases 1 to 2655 code for a protein of 884 amino acids. NCBI's taxonomy places the organism in Eukaryota, Fungi, Ascomycota, Dothideomycetes, Pleosporales, Pleosporaceae.
AUGUUGCGUCCUAUACCAGCGGUCGGUCUUGCGAGUGCACUCAUCCAGACCAUAGAUUUCAGCAUCAACGCACUUCGCAAGGACCACCCCAUAUUCCAGCCUAGCUCACCUUCGACAACGCCGUUCGUGGAGAAUGCAGCUUUCCUCCAGGACAUUAUACACAAUCUGUACCGCCUAUCCGACCUAAUUGACCACUCUGAGCUCAAGGAGCUAUACGACGAGAAAUCUGCAAAAAGCGCAAAAGCAGCCAAGAAACUUAGCGAGGCUGCAUUGCAAUUGCUGAAGCAUGCCGAUUUAGUCAAAGAGCUGACGGCUUCGUUCAUUGACGCAGUUAUCGCUGCACAAGAGAAAGGAAAGUUUGGCGAUCCGCGAUGGCCUACUGCUCGCGAAGCACUGUUGAACGGGGUGUGGAAGAAGGCCCACCUUACAGGUGUGAAGAAGAGGUAUCGAGCUCUUCGUCGCGACAUUGAAACGAGUCUGCUGUUGGCUAUGCGCCAGUAUCUUGACCAGUCAAUUGAAACUGGUCUUGCUUUGUUUAGUGGUGAGGAAUGUGUGCACACGAAGCACUGGGAAAAAUGGCAGAAUCAAACGCUUGACAUGAUCCACAGCAACGAUUGGAAGAGCAACAAGAAGAAGGAUGUCGAAGAAUUUUCCAAGCAAGUCGAUGCAUUGAUUCAGGCGGAAAACGAAGCAUACUUCCGCGCGACAAUCUUCGAUAGGCUGUGGUUCGAGGAGAUGGACGAGAGAAUGAAUAGUAUCCCUGCACCAGUCGAUGGAGGCUUUGAGUGGGUAUUCGGAGACGCCUCGAGACAAGUUGGCGGAUUGCUGGAGUGGUUUACCAAUACAAGGGGCGAAGAAAUAUAUUGGCUCACUGGAAAGCCGGGCUCCGGGAAGACGACUCUCAUGAAGCAUUUAUUCCGUAAUCCACGCCUGUUCCCACACCUUGAGGCCUGGUCAGGACAACUACCAGGCAUCACGUCUGGAUUCUUUCUCUGGAACUCUGGAACAGAACCACAGAAGAGUUCUGUCGGUCUACUGCGAGCCAUUAUAUACGAAACCUUACAAGACUUGAUCUUUGGGCCAUUGGAAGAAGAUGGGAUCAUUGUGCAAAACCUAUUCUCGGAUCGCUGGAAUGCUUUCCUAUCCUACGCUGGCGGUCUGCACGAAUUUAAUUUCCCAGAACUAAAGGCGGCAUUCGAGGGCUUGGUCAGUGACGCGAAAAAGAAGUUCUUCUUCAUGAUUGACGGGCUGGAUGAGACGGAGGAUUAUCCGAAGGAGUUGAUGGACCUUGUGUUCAGCACUGCGCGAAGAGACAACGUCAAAUUCUUGCUCUCGGCUCGAAGCUCACCAGCUUUCCAGUCAGCUUUUGAGAACAAGCCUAGAAUGAUGCUGGAAGAAUAUACCAAAGAUGAUAUACAUAGCUACCUGGCCACGACGUUCAACAUGGAAACCAAGCUGCAGGCAUUGAGGGGAAAGAUGGACGGAGAAGAAGAAAGCACUAUUGUCAGGAUACUUGCGGAAAAGAGUUCAGGGGUGUUUUUGUGGGCACAACUCGCAACCAAGUUUCUCCUUGAGAACCUAGAACCCGACUCGGAUUUUCUCAUCUUGAAAGACCGCGCGGACGCCCUUCCGUACAUUCUCGACGACCUGCUGGCCCACAUACUCAGCAAACUCGCCCCAGAAGACAUUGAGGUAAUCAACAAACUGCACAACCUUCUCUCGCACCAAAACACAUGUCCUGCUAUCCUUCCAUUCUCAUUUGCCUAUACAGCCGAAACACCAGCCACAUUAGCCGCUGAUGUACGGCCUUUGACAGCGGUCGAAAUAAGUAAGAGAGUAGAAGACAUGCGAAUCUUGACUCAACAGCGCUGCAAUGGGCUACUGUCUAUCUUUGACACCACGCCAUCCGACCAACAUGCUAGUUUUGAGAGCCUCAGAAUAAGUUACGCCCAUCGUGCGAUACGCGAUUACUUCCUCGCGUACCCCGGUCUACUGCAAACGAGCCUGAGCAAUGUAUCGGAAGAAAACAACUGGAAUUCAGCGCAACAAUGGGCGAAUGCUCAUCUUUGGUUACUUAAAACCCUCUCUCCACCUACCACCAAACGCUCUAGCAAUGGCAAUGACAACUCGAGAGCAUCAACACUCCGCGUAUGGACCCCACUUUCUAGUGCAUUAGAAAGUAGCCUCGAGUUACACCUAGCCACAAACAAAUUCCCACUAACCUACAUCGACGCCGCCCUGACAACCGCCGUCUUCCUUGCACUACGAAGUGAAACCGGCCACGACCUUCCUCAAUACGCCUCAUCGUCACAUGCUGCAUCCACGUCAACAACACCUUCUGCAUCCACAACCCCAACAACGCUUACAACCCCCCUCGACCUAGCCGUGCUCCUCAACCUUACCGCCUACAUCGCGCUGAAAGCCAAAACUACAGAUCGCCGUGAAGUACGCCACGCGCUCGACUACAGCCGCGGAAUGCGAAAACGAAUGGGCGUUGGAGGGGAGGAAGUCUGGUUAUCUGGAUGGGGAAGGGAGGGGCUGAGGAAAGAGUUUGAAAAGGGGAGGCAAGACGGGGAGGCGCUGUUGGAGUAUUAUGCCAAGGCGGUUAGGUUUGGGGUCAGUAAGCCAGAGCUUGAAGCGCCGGAGUGGGUUUGA